Messenger RNA from Dromaius novaehollandiae (emu), 4070 nucleotides. It is a transcript of the gene NHERF2, whose product is annotated as NHERF family PDZ scaffold protein 2. The transcript has 7 exons. Gene Ontology annotation, molecular function: signaling receptor binding; protein-membrane adaptor activity. Gene Ontology annotation, biological process: protein localization to plasma membrane. The record is from RefSeq and is a predicted model, not a curated record. The coding region runs from base 158 to 1222 and encodes 354 amino acids. Gene Ontology annotation, cellular component: apical plasma membrane. NCBI's taxonomy places the organism in Eukaryota, Metazoa, Chordata, Aves, Casuariiformes, Dromaiidae.
CAGGCCCCGCCCCGGCCGGGCGCCGCGGGGCAGCGCGCAGCAUGGCCGCCCCGGCCCGCCCCGCCGCCGCGCCCCGCCGCCCCGCGCCCGCCCGCCGCCGCCGCCGCGCAUAAAAGGGCCCCGCGGCCGCCGCGCCCGCCCCGCGCCGCGCCCGGCCAUGGCCAAGGACCAGCUGAAGCCGCGGCUGUGCCACAUGCUGAAGGGCGAGAGCGGCUACGGCUUCCACCUGCACGGCGAGAAGGGCAAGAGCGGGCAGUUCAUCCGCAAGGUGGAGCCGGGCUCGCCGGCCGAGGCGGCGGGGCUGCGCGCCGGGGACCGCGUCGUCGCCGUCAACGGGCUCAACGUGGAGCAGGAGACGCACCACCAGGUCGUGCAGCGCAUCAAGGCCGUGGAGACGGAGACCCGCUUGCUGGUGGUGGACAAGGAGACGGAUGAGUACCUGUGCAGCCUGCGGCUGACGUGCACGGAGGAGAUGGUGCACGGCGGCGUCCUGCUCGGCUCCGGCACGUCGCCCACCAAGUCGCUGGGCAGCGACAACGGGGAGGUCUGGAAGCCGCAGCUGGACCUGAGCGGGGGCAGCCUGCCGCGGCACUCGCACAGCUUCUCCUCGCACGGCAGCAAGAAGGAUUUAAAUGGACAAAAAGAGCUGUGUCCACGUCUCUGCCACCUCAAGAAAGGCCCCAGUGGCUACGGCUUCAACCUGCACAGUGAGAAAUCCAGGCCGGGGCAGUUCAUCCGCUCGGUUGACCCGGAUUCGCCAGCCUCUAAAGCAGGACUGCGGCCCCAAGACCGGCUCGUGGAGGUGAACGGGAUAAACGUGGAAGGCCUGAGGCACUCGGAGGUCGUGUCUCACAUCAAGUCCAGGGAGAACGAGGCCAGGCUGCUGGUGGUGGACCCCGAAACAGACGAGUACUUCAAGAAGCUGGGGGUGACCCCCGCGGAGGAGCACACCAAAGGUGUGGUGCCUCAGCCCAUCACGAAUGGAUCUGCUCAGACGCAGCUGAAUGGAGGAUCCACAUCUUCAUCUCACAGCGACCUGCAAAGUCCUGGGAAAGAAUCAGAGGAUGGAGAGUCUGAAAAGAAAGACCCGUUUGAGGAGAGCGGGUUGACCCUGAGCCCAACGGCUGCAGAGGCCAAGGAGAAGGUGCGCGCCAAGCGGGUGAAGAAGAGGGCUCCGCAGAUGGACUGGAACAAGAAACGAGAGAUUUUCAGCAACUUCUGAGCCUCGCUAGCGGCUCCUUUCUUCCCUGUCUCCUCUCCCUGCACUUGGCUCUCCCUGGCCCGGACGUUUAUGAGGUGCCUAGGCUGUCUUCAGUGUCCACGUGAGAUGCUUUGUGCUCUGCUCUUCACUGGUUGCUUUUAUGAGGCGUAUUUUAAAGUCCUUUUUUUAUUAUUAUUAUUAUUAUUAUUAUUGUUACUCACCAGCGAUUCUCAUAAGACGAAUGUGACCAAAGCUCCUUUUCUUGCUUGCUCUGGCUGCCUGCAGUUCCCUGUUCCUGCUGAGAAAGGACUGGAAGAGUUUAACUCUUUUUUUCUUACCUGCGUAAUUUAGGCUUUUAUUACUUUUUUACUUUAUUUUUUUUGUUUUGGUUUUGCGAGUGUCCCAGACUGAGCCCCAUGGGAUGCUCUGCGCCCCUGUGCAAAUGUCUUAUGUCCUCAUGUCCCUUGCCUUGGGCAAGGGAGUCCAGAGAAGAGGUUGGGAUGGUGGUGAGAGCCCCCUCCCUUGCCCCCCCGGUCUGCAGCACUAACUACUCACAUCAUGGGAAAACGGACAGUGGCUGUGAAUUGCUCUCGUUGGCUUUGCUAUUGAAAUGAAAAAGAUUUUUUUGUUUUAAAUGAAGUCCCAUAUGUUUCUGGUUAGUGCAGGAAGCUCCCUCCCCACCAGCGCCUUGACCAAGGCAAUAAAAGCCCCUUUCUCCUGCCCUCCCCCUUCCCUCCAGACAGCUCUGCAGAGAAGAGGGCAGGAUUUAAAAACAAAACACAAACCCAGCAGCCCAAAUGCCACAGGCCUCAUGAUUUGCAUAAUCAAAUGCAGCAAUGACUGGCACGGGGAAGGGAGGGGAAUGAGGUGGAGCCGUCCCGCUCAGGGCAGUGGUGAGUCCGUGCUCCCAGCGGCACUUCGGCAGCAUGAGGAUCUGUCUUGGCAGCCCGGCUUAGAAGGCCUUGCGAGAGGACAAAAGCCACGAGAUGCUACAACCUCCGCUCUUCAGGCAGACUUGCAAAGAGCACAAGCGAGCGUCUGCUGGCAGCUAGGGACGCGUGCCGAGGGGAUCCCGCUCCAGCAGCAGGCUCGGCGCUCCGCAACGCGGGGCUCGGCCCCUCCGCGCACGGGUGCUGCGUCCUGGAACGGAGCCCAGCUCCCAUGUGGUUUGGUACUUCUGACCCGGUAUUUAAAACCUUCCUCUCCCCCGUCUGUUGCUCUCUCCCCAUCCACGUUUCCAGUCUGUAAGCGUAACCGCGUCUGUCCUCUCCCUGUCACACUGAUGUGGGAUGAGGGAGGGGACGCGGGCCGGUCCUCCGAAGCCGUGCACGCCCAGGGGGUCUCUGCAGGGCUGGCUGUGAAGCAGGCAGCAGUUUGAUGUAGUGGGCGAUUGCUUUGGCUUCCUGUGCCCUCCUUUGUAAACACCCUGCUCUCAGCAUUAGAUCCUUAAAAUGUAUCUUUAAAGCAUUACUGAUUAAGCCAAUUUAAGCUCUUCACUAGUUUCCUUUGGCUGUAAAUGAGGGAAGAUGACCAAGAUGGGAUACAACACUAACAGCAUCCCAACAGAGGUGUUUUACCAGGGAAGGGUCCAGGCCACGAAGGCCUAGAGGGGUCCUGUUCCCUCUUACCACGCUCCGAUAAUUCCCCAAGCCGAGCUGUUGUGGCUGCCAUGUAUUUCAGAGCAAAUGUCAAGGCAGCACUUGGAAGGGACUGGGCACAGUGGGACACAGUCAAGUACAAAACCACUUUCCCCUGCUAAAUGCAAACGGCAGCAAUAACAUGGGAGCUGAUGACUAUUUUGAAUGAAACGUGCGGCUCAGGCUGCCCCGUGUUACUCCCCAGAGCUGCUGCACUGCGAAUGGGUGGCCUCUGGCUCAGAGCACUACGGCGAUUGUUAAGGUUCUGUGUAUAUUUCGUAAAUAUUGAGCUAAAAGGUGCCUUAUAACAUUUACUGCUCUCCUCAGCAGCUGAAUCUGUCUCGGCACAGCACGCGGGUGCUGAGGGGCAGCAGGGAGGGCAGCAGCGGAGUCCGGGGCGCUGGGCUUCGCUGGGGGAGCAGCUGAGGCACAUGGCUGUUACCUAGCUGCUGACAGACUGGAAACCCUCAGGGGCUGAAGGACAUGAUUUCUCUGUUAUGAAAGUGCAAAAUGUUGAAGGGAUGAACAAGUUUAAAAGUGAUUUUGGAGAGGAACUGGUGCAGGUGUUUGGCUAUUGGUGAUGAGACUGGGAGCAGGUUGAUGGAUCAUGAUGGGGGGAGGUUUUCCUCCCCUCUGGGACUCUGCCGUUAACAAGAUGCCUCUUCCCUACUACACUUCAAAGACAGUUAGCUCCUCUCUUGUUGGCCACAAAAAACAUCUGCCUACAAAAGAAAUCUCUGAUCUACUGAAGAAGCCCUACUUUUCCAUGAUAUGCACAUUACUUUCGGUGCCUGCAUAGCCAAACCCCAGACAGCGUUACAGUCUGCGAAGGGCACAGUGUUCCCCAUUACAUUACGACAUAAUUGUCACAAGCCAUGAUGUAUGUCAGAAAGCAAAGAAGUGUUUGUAAAUACCUCACUUCUCAUACAAGAUUGGACCAGUGUAGUGGAGGGGGAAAAAAGAACAUGUGGUUUUGAAUGCAGAUCAAAAGAAAUCAGGUGUGCAAAUAUGUACUGAUAAGAUUUUUAAAAUCGUAAUCUCUGCUUAGUCCAUGGAAACUGCUCCUGGUUAAAGCACUUGUAUUUCUGACAUCUUGUAGCUUGGUAGUAAUUAUUCAGUUCCUGUACAUUUAACUUGGAAAAAAGAAAUCAAAGUGUAAGGCUGUUAGCUGCAUUGUAAAAACAUAAUGUACACUGUAAUGUCAGUAAUAAACUUGGUUUUGCCAUGUACAA